Drosophila virilis is the source of this 4440-nucleotide messenger RNA. It is a transcript of the gene 5-HT1B, whose product is annotated as 5-hydroxytryptamine (serotonin) receptor 1B. Gene Ontology annotation, biological process: adenylate cyclase-activating adrenergic receptor signaling pathway. Gene Ontology annotation, cellular component: plasma membrane. The record is from RefSeq and is a predicted model, not a curated record. Lineage: Eukaryota; Metazoa; Arthropoda; Insecta; Diptera; Drosophilidae. Gene Ontology annotation, molecular function: G protein-coupled receptor activity.
AAAAUAGAAAAUAAAUAUAAAAAAAAAAGACAAACACGCACACAGCUGCAGAGAUUGUGGCUGAGUUUUGAGGUUGUUGUCGGGCAUUGUUGUUGUCGUUGUUCUUGUUGUUGUAGUUGUUGUUGUCAUUGUUGUCGUCGCUUCGUCGCCUGUGCCACACGGCAUAAAUAUUUAUGUUGACGUACUUACCUGCGGCGCUGCAACGUCGCUAAUGAAGCGCACAAAAUGAAUGUGAAAGGACAUAAUUAUGCUUAUGUUUUACGUGUUAAGUGCUUGGCAAGCACGAUUAAGGCGCUUUAUCACCCGCAACAACGGCAGCAACACGAACGACAGCAGCGGCCACUGAAACAAAAUCAACAGCAACAGCUGCGACGCCAGCAACAUCAGCAGCAGCAGCAACAAAGGCGCUUACGGCGAGCCUUGUCGCAGCAACAACAGAAGCAGCAGCAGCAGCAGAAGCAGCAACAGCAACUGUUUUAAGCACUCGCACAUACAUUGACACGCCCACCGGCAAAAGUGGGCGUUAAGUAACAAGCAGCAACAACAAAAAUAACAACAACAGCAACCCGUGUACAAUAUGCUGAGCACAAUGACAACGCCAGCCACAAUGCUCGAGUUUGGGGCAAUUGGUGAUGUUCCAAGCAUUUUGGAAAUAGAACUGCCAGCAAUAUUGUUCAAUGAGAGCCUCUUCAUUGAACUGAAUGGCAGCCUGACCCAGCUGGAUGGCAGCAACAUUAACCAAAACAACUGGAACAUUAUCAACAGCAGCAAUAUCAGCAGCACCAGCAGCAGCAACAUCACCAGCAACAGCAGCAACAUCAGCAUCAGCAGUAGCAGCAGCAACAACAGCAGCAGCAGUGUCAGCAACAGCAGCAAUGCUGGCGUUAACAUAACCCAACUGGAGGAGGCGCAACGUGCCGCCAAUGAGCGUGCCGCAGCCGAGUUCUGGCUGCUGGUCAAAAUGAUUGCUAUGACCGUUGUGCUGGGCCUAAUGAUACUCGUCACCAUUAUAGGCAAUGUAUUUGUGAUUGCUGCCAUUAUACUGGAACGCAACUUGCAAAAUGUAGCUAAUUAUUUGGUCGCAUCUCUGGCAGUUGCUGAUUUAUUUGUUGCCUGUCUCGUCAUGCCGCUUGGCGCCGUCUACGAGAUAAGCAAUGGCUGGAUUUUGGGACCGGAACUCUGCGACAUUUGGACAUCGUGCGAUGUGCUCUGCUGCACGGCAUCCAUACUGCACCUGGUGGCCAUAGCAGCGGACAGAUACUGGACCGUUACGAACAUUGAUUACAACAAUUUGCGUACGCCCCGGCGUGUCUUCAUUAUGAUAUUCUGCGUGUGGUUUGCCGCUUUGAUAGUGUCGCUGGCACCGCAGUUUGGCUGGAAGGAUCCGGAUUACAUGAAGCGCAUCGAGGAGCAGAAUUGCAUGGUCUCGCAGGAUGUGGCCUAUCAGAUAUUUGCCACAUGUUGUACGUUUUAUGUGCCGCUGCUGGUCAUUUUGUUUUUGUACUGGAAAAUCUAUUUGAUUGCAAGGAAGCGCAUUCAGCGUCGCACACAAAAGUCCUUCAAUGUGACGCUAACUGAAACCGAGUGCGAUUCUACGGCUCGUGACGUGCACAAGGAGCGCGGCAAACGGCGCGUGGCAAAGCGUGAACAGGAACGCGCAUUACAAGACACAGAAAAUGGCAUCGGGCAGCUGCAGCGACGCCCACGUAAACGCAUGAAGAUUUGCUUUGGACGCAACUCGAACACGGCCAACAUUAGAGCUGGCUCUGAGGGCGCAGUGGCCCGCUCGAUGGCCGCAAUCGCCGUGGACUUUGCCAGUUUGGCGAUAACGCGCGAGGAGACGGAGUUCAGCACCAGCAACUACGACAACAAGAGCCAUGCGGGCACCGAGCUUACGACCAUAUCCAGCGAUGCGGAUGACUAUCGCACGAGCAAUGCUAACGAAAUCAUAACGCUCUCCCAGCAGGUGUCCAGCACCACACAGCAGCAUCUAAUAGCUUCCCAUUUGAAUGCCAUUACACCGCUGGCGCAGUCCAUCGCCAUGGGUGGUAUUGCAGCCAGCAAGCAGACGGCAGCAACAGCAGCAGCAGCAGGAGGCGGCAAUAGUCCCAUUGAAGCUGGUGUUGGCAAGGGUGUACUGGCCAGCAUUGCCAAUCCACACCAGAAGCUGGCCAAGCGACGCCAGCUGUUGGAGGCGAAACGGGAACGGAAGGCAGCGCAAACAUUGGCCAUCAUCACCGGCGCCUUUGUCAUCUGUUGGCUACCCUUCUUUGUUAUGGCGCUCACAAUGAGCCUGUGCAAGGACUGCGAAAUUCAUCCAGCAGUUGCAUCCCUCAUUCUCUGGCUGGGCUACUUCAACUCCACGCUCAAUCCGGUCAUCUAUACCAUCUUCAAUCCAGAGUUCCGACGCGCCUUUAAGCGCAUUCUAUUCGGCCGAAAGAAUGCGGCACGGGCGCGCAGUGCGAAAAUUUGAUUUCAACUGAAAACCAACGAGGACCAGUAUCUGUAAGCUCCUAACAAAAGGUGAAAGCGAAAGUUACUAAACUAUGGCACAUGCAUUAAGGCCCCAAACAAAUAUAGACUCAACAGAUUUCAACUCAGACACCAAACGAUAAAGUGGUAUGUAAAUACAAACGAUAAGAUAAAUGUAUAUGGAAAUGGUAAUAUGGAAUAUGGAAUUGACAUUGGGAUUGCAUUAGAUUAUAGAUUAGUUAGGCAUAUUUGUAGUUGUAGUUGUAGCGCGUUUAACGAUGUUUUAGCAGCGACAAUCCUAAGUACAUGUACUCUAUAAGUAAUUCCUAACCUACCUUAACGAGUAACACACACGUGCCCCAAAAUAGCAACCGCAAAACCAAGAAACCAACAAGCAAAUAAAUAAAAUACAAACAAUUUUUAUAUGUUAUAUAGAAGUGUUAGCCGUAAGAACUCUCACACACAAAUACACACACAGAAUUGAUUGUAUUCGUAUACGUAUUGUAGUUAAUAUAUAUAAGUAUGUAUGUGUAUGUGUAAUUUAUAAUGUUUUUAAAGUCUUCCCUGUGUCUUAAAGAAUUGUGUAAAACUUAAAAUAUAUAGAUAUAUAAGCUUAGCAAGUUUGGAAGAUUGGCAAUAUUUGUUUAGUAUGCGUGUGUGUAGAGCAGAGUCUACAACAACCUGCCCAUAUCUUCCGUUAAUGAAAAGGCUGGGUCCAAAACUUUGUACGCUUUCAACUUCUGUGUUAGUUCCAUGUGUUGCGCGCCUAUAGCAUAAGCCCUGAAUAACUUUUGUUCGCGCUCAAUUAAUAAGCUUACAAAAUGAAAACAAAAAGAAAACCUAUAUAAUCGGCUUGCCGUAGAUUAAAUACUUUUGCAGACAGGUUUCAAAAAACAAAUCAACAUUCCAAUAAUUUUUUCUGGAGCAGUUAUACGACAUAGUAAUCCGCUGUUGCUCAAGUUUUUGGCGCAUAAUGAAAACUCAUAAUUGCAUUGUUUGAGCUAUUUUCUUAUAGCAACUAUAUGUUAUAGUGCUCUGAUCCACUCAACUACAAAGGAUCUAGGAUGAGUUUGAUGUGUACAAUUGAAAUCUAAAUUUAGUACUUUCUUACUUCAAUAUGUUAUGCAAUGUCACAACUAAAUAUAUGACCUUCUGCAAGGGUAUAAUCAAGGUAAUAUUUUAAUUAGGCACGUCGCAACAUAAUUUGUAACGAAUUUACACAAACAUACACACACAAUUUUAAUAUCUGAGUGUGCAAAUACCUGAGCAAAAAAAAUUAAAAAAACAUAAAGACGCAAAAUUCAAAAUAUAUUGUCUGCUGUAAUUGCAUAAUCAAACAAUGUGAGAAUCUUUGUUAUACGACUAACUAGCAAAUGCGUUCAUGCACCCAUUUAUGCACAUGAUGAUGAUGCAUGUGUGAGUAGCACUCACAGUUGGUGAAUAACAAAAAGUCAAACUUUUGUUAAAUAUUCCCCGAACUACGUAAGCGAACUGGCAACUAUAGUGGCAUAUAACCAAAAAUACAAAAACCAAAAAAACCGCAAAGUGCUGAAACGGACAACAUUUACACACAAGCACACACACACACACCUAUCUAUAUAUAUGUGUAUAUAUAUAUAUAUAUAUAUAUAUACUAUGUAUUUGAAUUUUUGUUCAUAUUGCAAAUGAACUUGCAGCUUGGCAACUAACUGUGCAACAACAAUUGAUAUUAGCAGUUGGCUGCAGCUGUGGCAGUUGCAGCAACUAAUACGAAUACGCUUCGAUGUGCAUAUUAAAUGAUUGUAUACUUUAUAAAUCAUAUGCUAUAUAUAUAUACUCGUACUACUCAUAUGUUUAGCUAGUAAGUACUAGUUGGUAAGCCUUGCAUAUGUAUGUGUUUAUGUGUGUAUAUUUGUAAUUGUCUGCGUGUCAUUGCAAUUUCUCGAUGUGUACUUGAUGUCAAAGUUAUUAAAAUUGUGUUUUAUCAAG